AUUAACAGAAACACAACCAGGUGUUUAUCUUGUUGGAGUAGGUGAGGAUACAGAAACCGCAUCGUAGGAAUCGUUGUUUUCUGCACUUAAUUUUGUUUUUCCAUUUCAUCAUGGAAAUAUAAAAUUGUUUAAGAGAGCGUUAGUAAGGGGACACAUGAUCCAUAGCCAGAAAUAUAGUAAAGUAAGACAAAGAAACAGCUACACAGUAUCGUAUGCUCAACAUGGAGAAAUUUGCUAUGGAGAAGUUCUCUUCUUUGCAGAAGUAGUUGAUCCUGAGAUAGAUGAAAGUUCCGCAUAUGCCUUUGUAAAAGGCUAUGUGAAGAAGGACAUGAAUUUGGUAGCUGAUCUUACAACCAAUUUAAAGACCUAUGGGCUUCUAAUAUUCGAGAAAGAAAGGCAAGAUGGCAUACGACUUGUGAGAUUAGAAAAGAUCAACCAGAAAAUUGUUUUGAUGGAGUCUGAGCACAUGUUUAUUGGAGGAAUAUUCCCGAACUUUUAUGAAAAGGACUGAUGAAUCAAUGUGAUAAAAAUGUGUCAUGAUUUUGAUUUGAUAAUGUUAUUUAGAGUAAACAAAAUAGUUUCUGUUGUUAUCUGUUACAACAGUGCAAAUUUUAAGUAUUUUAAUUUAACUGCAGUAUUCAAACAAAAUUCAUUUCGUUUGCCAGACAAUCCGUUUAUGUAGUAAUCAAAUAAAUAGACUUUUAAACAUUUUGUAUGAAAACAGCAUUAUCAUAUACAUGCAUGCACUGUUCAUCAUUGUUUUAGGAGUAAAGCUCGAUAAAGUCUUAAUCCCAAGCAUGUGUCAGGGUUAUUUUCAAUAUUC
This is a messenger RNA of Mytilus trossulus (common blue mussel), 823 nucleotides long. RefSeq lists its product as uncharacterized. The coding region runs from base 155 to 511 and encodes 118 amino acids. The record is from RefSeq and is a predicted model, not a curated record. The transcript is spliced from 2 exons. NCBI's taxonomy places the organism in Eukaryota, Metazoa, Mollusca, Bivalvia, Mytilida, Mytilidae.